GUUGCCAUGGAGUCCGUUCGUACAGCUCCACCUCUUGGCUCUGACGAAGCAGUGUGCAGCCGUCAGUCCUGUCGGAAUGCGAAGAGCGAAGGAAAACAGUUUACACAGAUGAGGUUUUGUGAUAACACGGGGGAAAGCUAUUUAUUUAAGCACUCUCUGUUGGUCCUGACAGUUCGUGCGAUGCGGUGUCUUGUUCGUAGUGUUGCUUGUAAAGGGUAAAGUAAAGUAGCUAGUUUGCUAGCUUAGCGUUAGCCAGCUUCAGUAGGCUGGAAUAGUCAUUUGGCUACUUCCCCUUGAAUAAGCCAGUUUGUGAUGGGUACGUUCCUGACCCUAAAGAAGCACCCAAGACUAAGCAGUCAUGACACAGAAGGUCAAUCUGUGUUCAGUCGCCCUCGGAGUGGAGGGUAUGACUUGUGGCUCCUGUGUCCAAUCCAUAGAGCAGCGCAUCAGUUCACUCCCUGGAGUGAUAUGCAUAAAGGUGUCUUUAGAGCAUAAGAACGUCACUGUCAUAUUUGACCACAACCAACAGAGCCCAGAGUCUCUGUCAGAGGCCAUUGAGGACAUGGGCUUUGAAUCAGGUCUGUCAGAGUCCAGCACUGCCACACCAGUCUCUACAGAUACCCAGCUGAUCCCCACCUCAGGCCUGACAUCUGCAGCCCAACAAGAGGCUUUGGAGAAGCUAUCCCAGGUUCAGGGAGUGCUGGAUGUCAGAGAGGGCCUGGCACAUAUGGGCCUAACCGUCAGCUUUGUUCCUUCCCUGACCUCUGUGCAGCAGCUGAGUGAGGUGGUAGCCAGUGUAAUGCCUCUGGAGAACCACACACCCAGCAGCCCUGUUCAAAAAAGUCCAGCCUUAUCUCCAUCUCGCAGCACAGUAGGAGAGGUGGCACUCCUGAAGAUGUGCAUUGAAGGGAUGACCUGUCACUCUUGCAUCACUACUAUUGAAGGGAAGAUUGGGAAGCUGAAAGGGAUUAAAAAGAUCAAAGUUGUUUUAGCGUCUCAGGAAGCUACAAUUGUGUACCUGCCUUACCUCAUCAGUGUCCAAACAAUCAUGGACCAGAUUGCUGUAGCUGGCUUCAAGGCUUCUGUCAAGACCAAGCCCCGCCCUCUGCAGCUGUCACCCAGCGAAAUCGAACGUUUUGUUGAUUCUCAAAAACCAACUGUUUCUUCAUCAUCAGAGACUUCUGAGGAGACAGAAGUCUUCAUAGACACAACACCUGUCACACUCAGGGUGAAAGGCAUGCACUGCCAUUCUUGCGUGGUCAACAUCCAAGACAACAUCUCCAUGCUGCCUGGUGUCUCCUCUGUGGAGGUCUCUUUGGAGAAGGAGAUGGCCUCUAUCUGCUAUAAUCCUCUACAGGUCACAGUGCCUCAUCUGCAGCAGGCAAUUGAGGCGUUGCCUCCAGGGAACUUCAAAACUCAGUCCUGGGACUCCUUUGACCCUCUCAGUCAUCUAUCCUCACCCACUCUCAUGUUAUCACCUCUGCCUACAGGAUCAACCCAGGCCAAACCUGCCUCCAAACCUUGUUUUACCCAGCCUUUGGCAUCUGUAGCUAACAUUCACAUUGAGGGCAUGACAUGCAAUUCCUGCGUCCAAUCCAUAGAAAGCAUGAUUUCCCAAAGGAAGGGGGUGGUUUCAGCUCAGGUCUCUCUGGCUGAUCACCAGGGGAUCUUUGAGUAUGAUCCCCUAUUGACCACACCGGAAGAGCUGAGGGAGGCCAUAGAGGAUAUGGGCUUUGAUGCCUUCCUACCCGAGACCAAUUCUCUACUGCCCACACCUGAUCCCAGUCUAUCAAAGUCUUUGAGUCUAGCACCUGUGAAAGAUAAGGAGCUGGACAGUGACCUACACACAGAAACGUCCCAGGGACGCAACCGAGACACACGCUCAAAAUGCUACAUUAAGAUUGGAGGGAUGACCUGCACUUCCUGUGUGGCAAACAUUGAGCGAAACCUUAAAAAUGAACCUGGCAUCUACUCUGUUCUGGUAGCGCUCAUGGCCAGUAAAGCAGAGGUGCAUUAUAAUCCUGAAGUUACUGACCCUGUGAAGAUAGCUGAGUGUAUAAAAGAGCUGGGGUUCACUGCCUCUGUGAUGGAGAACUAUGAAGGUUCAGAUGGAAACCUAGAACUGGUGGUCAGGGGAAUGACGUGUGCCUCUUGUGUUCAUAAAAUUGAAUCCAGCCUUAUGAGAGAAAAGGGGAUUUUAUAUGCCUCUGUUGCCUUGGCAACCAACAAAGCACACAUUAAGUUCGACUCAGAAAUCAUAGGGUCACGAGACAUCAUUAAGCUGAUCAAGGAUCUGGGGUUUGAAGCAUCUUUGGUAAAGAGGGAUCGCACUGCCAGCCACCUGGACCACAGUAAAGAAAUACGACAGUGGAGAAAAUCUUUCUUGGUGAGCUUGAUUUUCUGCGUGCCCGUAAUGGGCAUGAUGAUCUACAUGAUGGUCAUGGACCACCACAUGAAUGUUUCACAUCAUCACAACUUCACCAUGGAGGAUCGCAACCAUUACCACUCCAACAUGUUCCUGGAAAAACAGCUGCUUCCAGGCCUCUCCAUUAUGAACCUCCUCUCCUUCAUCUUUUGUGUGCCUGUACAGUUGAUUGGUGGUCGUUACUUCUACAUUCAAGCCUAUAAAGCAGUCAAACACCGAUCUGCCAACAUGGAUGUCCUAAUAGUCCUGGCUACUUCCAUAGCCUUCACCUACUCAGUGGUUGUCCUGAUGGUGGCCAUGGUGGAGAAGGCAAAAGUCAACCCCAUCACCUUCUUCGACACACCACCUAUGCUCUUUGUCUUCAUCGCUCUGGGACGCUGGCUGGAACAGAUAGCUAAGAGCAAGACAUCAGAGGCUUUGUCCAAACUAAUGUCUCUACAAGCCACUGAGGCCACAGUGGUUACUCUGGGCAGUGACAUGUCUGUUGUCAGUGAGGAGCAGGUGGAUGUUGAGCUGGUGCAGAGGGGUGAUGUGGUAAAAGUCGUUCCAGGAGGGAAGUUUCCAGUAGAUGGGAGGGUCAUUGAAGGACACUCCAUGGCUGAUGAGUCUCUCAUCACAGGUGAGGCCAUGCCAGUGACUAAGAAACCCGGGAGCUCUGUGAUUGCAGGCUCCAUUAACCAGAAUGGCUCUCUGCUUGUCAGUGCUACACAUGUUGGCAUGGACACAACGCUGUCUCAGAUUGUCAAACUAGUGGAGGAGGCUCAAACUUCAAAGGCUCCCAUUCAGCAAUAUGCAGAUAAAAUCAGCGGCUACUUUGUACCCUUCAUUGUUGGCAUAUCCAUCCUUACACUUGUCGCCUGGAUUGUCAUUGGACUUGUUGACUUUCCUCUAGUGGAGAAGUACUUUCCUGGCUAUGACAAGAGCAUUUCCAGGACUGAGGCAGUGAUUCGUUUCGCCUUCCAGGCCUCCAUAACUGUGUUAUGCAUCGCCUGUCCCUGUUCCCUUGGCUUGGCAACCCCGACAGCUGUCAUGGUGGGCACGGGGGUUGGAGCCCAAAAUGGUAUCCUGAUAAAGGGAGGAGAGCCGCUUGAGAUGGCACAUAAGGUCCAGACUGUGGUAUUUGAUAAGACAGGGACCAUCACAUAUGGUGCUCCAAAGGUUGUCCAAGUCAAGCUAGUUGUGGAGGGAAACAAGAUGCCUCGUUCCCGACUGCUAGCCAUUGUGGGUACCGCUGAGAACAACAGUGAACACCCUCUAGGAGCAGCAAUCACUAAAUACUGCAAACAGGAGCUUGGCACAGAGUCUCUUGGCACAUGCACAGACUUUCAGGCAGUGCCGGGCUGUGGCAUCCGCUGUCAGGUCAGCAAUAUAGAGUCCUUGCUGAAACAGACUGAUAGUGACAGCGAGGACAACAACCAGCGCAACAGCGUCCUUGUGCAGAUCAGUAACACCAAGAUAACCACUAGCACCCAUCCACUCAUCAUGGACCCACAGCCACCAAGCCUCAUCCCCACAACCACCUAUGUUGUCCUGAUUGGCAACAGAGAGUGGAUGAGCAGGUACUGCCUACAGAUCAGACGUGAUACAGAGGAGGCCAUGACUGAGCAUGAGCGCAGAGGCCGCACUGCUGUUCUAGUAGCUGUGGACAACAUGCUGUGUGCGAUGAUAGCCAUAGCAGACGCAGUGAAACCAGAGGCUGAGCUGGCUGUGCACACUCUGACCCACAUGGGUCUGGAAGUUGUGUUGAUGACCGGAGACAACAGCAAGACUGCACGAGCCAUUGCUGCUCAGGUGGGUAUCAGGAAGGUGUUUGCGGAGGUGCUUCCUUCCCACAAGGUGGCCAUGGUGGAACAGUUACAGCAGGCAGGAAAGAGAGUAGCCAUGGUGGGUGAUGGUGUAAACGACUCCCCUGCUCUGGCCAUGGCUGACGUGGGCAUCGCCAUAGGAACCGGCACAGAUGUUGCCAUAGAGGCAGCAGAUGUGGUGUUGAUCAGGAACGACCUCCUGGAUGUGGUGGGCAGUAUUGACCUCUCUAAGAAGACCGUCAAGAGGAUUAGGAUCAACUUUGUCUUUGCUUUAGUCUACAACCUCGUUGGCAUUCCAAUCGCUGCUGGUGUUUUCCUUCCCAUUGGUCUGGUGUUGCAGCCAUGGAUGGGCUCCGCUGCAAUGGCACUGUCAUCUGUUUCUGUGGUUUUGUCCUCUCUUCUACUUAAAUGUUACACUAAGCCCAGUGCUGAGAUGCUGGAGGCUCAACUGGGGAGCAGCAGGCAGCAGGGCAGCCUGUCCAAUGUCAGCGUCCACAUCGGCAUGGGUGAGAUGCGUCGUCCCUCCCCCAGACUCAGCCUGCUGGACCGUUUUGUCAACUACAGCCGAGCCUCGAUCAACUCCUUACGCUCAGACAGGCACUCGCUCAACAGCUUGGCGCUCAGUGAGCCCGAUAAACAUUCACUGCUGGUGGGGGAGGCGCUGGGCGAGGAGGAGUUUUGCUGAACAUGGCCCAGCAAAGACUUUUGUAUGCUGAAAUAGACUACAGCUACAUUUAUUCAAGGCUAGACCACACUAAGUUUAAAGGGUUAUACUAAAUAUUCUGUCCAUCGACUGUAGGUGCCUUAGGGCAGCACUGUUGACUUGAAGAGAGCUUGUAUGAACCUUGUUUCCUUUAAGCUCAACCUGCAGAUCAUAUCCAUUUCAGAACAUGUUGGGUUGAGUUCCUCUUGUUCAUUGACAGACUGCCUUUUGUCACUAGUUCUUGAGGUCUCUGCCCUUGGGUACACUCUUUGACCAACCCUUUGACACUUCGCUCUUCUGAUGCUGUCUGUCUGCAGAUGUGUGAACAUUUAUGAGCAGGUGUUUGCUUUUAGGAAGCAGAGCUGAGAUCAGCUCUGCCAUUGUGGUCAUUUGCCAGUACAAUCUUUAACAUCUAUCCAAAGACAUUUUAACAGUAGUGCCCCUUGUAAGAGUUGACACUACAGUUAUUUUAAUAUUUCUUCCUUAAAUGACAAAUUAUUUUAACAUUGUUUAAAUCUAGAGUAUUUAUUUUAUCUGUAUUUAUCUUUGUUUUUAUUAUGUCUUAUGUGAAAAAAUUGUUUAAUCCAAAUAUACAUUUUUAUUUUCCAAAAUGUGUAAUUAGUGAACACAGUAAGACAAAAACUUGUUCAGUUUUGUAGUUUGCGACAAACUCAUUUUUAUGUAGAGCAUAAAUGGAUUGAGGAGUAAUUGUUGCUGUGAUCCAAGUGUCAAUUGAAAAGCCACCUUGGCAAAAUCCAUCACAUCCCAAAGAUAGCACUGUGCAGAAGUUACCUCAGACUUAAUAUGUACAAAGUGUGGACCGAGAUGUGGUCAGCAGAGCAGAGACCUGAAUAAGGCAGACUGUGCCAGGUGAUGCCAGGAGUCUAGUCUGGAUUCUUCUGCUUCUGUCAACCCUCUGCAUCUUUGGUCAUUGAUACUGGGUGUGUGCCAGUGAAUGUGAACAUUAUUCACUGCUAGGUUUAAACACAAGUUGAUACAUGAAUGUCACUGUUUGCUUGUUGCAAAGGUGCGUGUUAUAAAAAGGCCAAAUUGUAUCUUCACAAUAGGAAAUAUAGUGUUACUGCUUCUAGGAGUUUCAUUCAGUGAUAGAGCUUUGUUUAUGUAUCUGCUUUUUUUUUUAUACAAUAAUUAUGAUUAACGCUGGUGCGCUUGAUCAAAGAAACAUCUUUCUACCCAGGGUACCAGGACACAGCAGCAGGAUCAGCAACUAAACACAUCUGUGUCUCAACACACAAAUGGAUAUAUGAAGUAGACUGUUGCAUUAAAUCACACUGUAUAAGUUGUCAAAUUCGGACCACAGCAGUUACAUCUUGCAGUAGUAUCCUGUGUAUCCUGUCUGUGCUUUAGAUUACAUUGAAGUGAUUACAGAGACAUUUUCUGACUCUACUUUACUAUCUGCUGUGUCAAAUUAGUAGAAAAUCACUACAGCUAAACGUCUCCAGUGUUUGUUUCUGGUGGUUAAAAAGUCCAUCAGUUUAUCCUGCUGCCUCCCAUGAUGCAUUCUGUUAUGUAUCUGUCACAGCUUCCUGACUGCAGUUAUGCCAGUCUGUUGUUUUGUGCAUUGCAUUGCCAUGAUGUCCAUCUGUGUGCAGUGCUGUAAAUUAAGCAAGUUGGUGUCUGCAGUUCAUAAUUCCUCAGAACAUUAUGUGCCUUUGAAUAAAAUGCCUUUGUAAUGUCACUUGGCUAUGUCCAAUUUAACCCAGAAGGUGGUGCUGUGGAGCCACGUGGUCAUCGUCACAAACAACACAUACAAGAUUUUCAUUCUCUUUAUUUUAUCCGGUUAGUCUAAACAUUACAUCACCUUAGCACCACAGAAAAAUCAAACAACAAUGUUGUCAUCUUUUUAAAAAUAUUCAUUUCAAUUAAUGCUAACUGUAAAUAAAUUUUCCUCGAGUUGAUUUGUAUCGCUUUGGCUGUACAUGGGCAUUUUUGGUAGAAAGAAUGACUUUUCAUUAUAUGCAGUCAGAGGUAAGUGGACGCUCAGUAAUGUCUAACAGAGGGCAGGUUUAGUAUUGAUUGGCUUUUCUUACUCCACUGAUUGGGGAUCUGCUGAAAAGCACUGUAGUCAGGAAAAUAAACGGGUUUUAAAAAUAAGCAACAUCUGAAACAUUUGUUACAACGUUGUUCUUCCCUGGACUAAGACACUGAACAGCUGUAGAAUGCUACAUUCAGUUACCAUGAACAUUAGAAUAACAAACUUCACGUCAAACCAGCUAGGGAACAGCUCUGACUCAGACAAUCUGAAAUAAAGUUAGGUUCACAGCGAUAUAUGUAAGUAGACUUACAGUAUAUUAAACACUAAACACCUUACAGGAAGUUCUACUCCAUGAUGAGCCAAAGAUGUCAUGAAAUCAAAUCAAUAUUCACAAACAUUUGAUAUAUUCAUAUUUAAAAUGUAAACAUUUGCAUUGCACCAAAUGAUUUCAAUUGCUCAUUGGGUCCUAAAGGUGCUUUGGAAAUUUUUUAAAGUUACAAAAUGAGGAGAAAUUGUUCGAAGACUUAUUUACGGCUGUUGAGUUUUGUUGCUUCAAGUCCAUCUUUUUUUUUUUUUCAUCCCUGAUUUUAAAAUAUCCAAUGAUAAAUCUGGCAUGUUGCUGUACAGUCUCUGAUAUGAAACUGGCCUCCACUUUAGUGCAGUGAAAUACAGUAGCUAUUAAUGCAGCACACAAAGGUCACCAGUUUUAUUUACCAGCUGAAAAGUGUGGGAGCCUUUUGGAUGAAUCCAGCCUGGUACCAGGCUGAUAAAACAGUGUACACCGACUGUGUCCACACUUACCAGGCAUUAUCAUCUGAAUACUCACUGCUGCUACCUGCUUUACCUGUGGUACUGUGAGCUGAUGUAAAAUAUUUCUCUUUAACAAACGUAUAAUAAAACAAAUCAGGAGGUUCUUGCUGUUUCUUGAUUUUAUCUGGGAGUUUCCACAUUCCUCAAACUGUCCAGGAUGGGACAAUUCAGCAUGAGGUUCCAGUGGAUUUCAAUGUGAUGCUCUUUGCAAUGUCCACACAGCAGUUUCAAUAAACCUGGGUGACUGGAUUCUUCUGUAUGCCAUUCAUAUCUUGAAAAUGUCUUUGGCAUUUCCCCCAGUACUAAUGUUUGUAACUACCAUAGACCCCAAAUGCAUACAUCCAUGUACUUUAAAACCAUCACUCUGUGCAGUAAUAAUUAAACCUUUGAGGAUGCUGCAUUUACACUUUUAGUGUGGUCAAAUGAUGUGGUCAUAUUAUUCUGGAUUAUUGAGUAUUAGCGAUAGAAGAGUGUAUGUUUUGCUGAAAUGCUUAUUAACAACACCACAGUCUGUUGAGUACUACUGAAUGUAGCCAAAGUGUGACUGAACCGUACAGUGCCUUCAGUAAGUAUUCACUCCUCCACACCUUUGUUUUAGAUUGAAAUUUAAAUGGACAAAAUUGCCAUUUUUACCCAGCAAUCUAUACUCAAUAACCCAUAAGGACAAAGUGAAAAUAUGGGUUUAAAAGUGUCUGCAAAUGUUUUAAAAACCAAAAACUGAAAUCUCUCAUUUACUAAAGUUUUCAGUGGCCCUCCAACUUAUGGUCAGGUGCAUCCUCUUUACUUUAAUUAUGCUUGAGGUGUGUCUAGAACUUGACUGGAGUUCACCUGUGGUAAACCGACUUGAUUGGACUUAGUUUAGAAUCACACACCUGUAUGUAUAGUGUAAAGUCCCACAGUUUACACUGUAUGUCAGGACAAAAACCAGGCCAUGAAGUCUAAGGAAGUCUCUGUAGAUCCCUGGGAUAAACUUGUGGUGAGGCGUUGAUCAGGACGAGGGUAUAAAACUGGCCAGAAUUGAGGGAAGGGUGAUUGUAGCCAAAUCCACAGAGGCCCUAGAGUAAAACCUGCUCCAGAGCUGAACUGAGACUGUGACUUCCAUUCACACUGUCCAGCACAACAAUGACUUGAAGCCUACAGCCAAGACAUCACUGGAGUGACAUAAGGACAAGUGUCUGACCUUCCUUGAGUGGCCCAGACAAAGCUCGGACUUAAACCACAUAGAACACAUGUGACAUGAAGAUUGGUUGAACUGCCCAAAUCCAGGUAUGUGAAGCUUGUACAGAUGUACUAGGAAGACUUGAAGCUGUACUUGCUGCCAAAUGGGCUUCAACAAAGUAAUGAAUUAUGAGUCUGAAUACUUCUGUAAAUGAGAGAUUUCAACUUUUGAUUUUUAAUAUAUUUGCAAAAUGUUUUCACCUUUGUCAUCAGUUACUGAGCAUAGACUGAUGGGCAAAAUGGACAUUUUAUCUGUUUUACAACAAACAGUUCAAAAUGUGAAGGUGCCUGAAUACUCUAUGGAGUCUGUGUAUACAGAAGAGAAAACGUACAGUACGUGGUUAACUCCCAUUCUGCUCAUAUGAAGAGUGGUUUGUUCAUGCAGGUUUGGCAAGCAGAAUAAAUAGUAUAAUAAGCACUGUUUAUAUAGCACCAUGUUGACCCACCAAUGGCCGCCAUCAUCAAAGCAUCACAUUGAAUAUGAUGUAUCCCUGGAGAAACGGUUUUCAGAAUGUCACUCAUUUGGCAAAAUAAACAGAAUAAUACCAUUAAUACCAUUCUUUGAAGCAACACUGUUCAGAGGAUGAGGUUGUAAUCGUUGAUCUAAAAAACAUGAGUACCGAUUUGGCAAAUGCAUGAACUGCAGAGGUCUUUGAUUAAUCGGAUCAUAAUCAAUUAUAAUGCAGGUUUAAAAAAAAAAA
Messenger RNA from Monopterus albus (swamp eel), 9658 nucleotides. It is a transcript of the gene atp7a, whose product is annotated as ATPase copper transporting alpha. Gene Ontology annotation, biological process: monoatomic cation transport. Gene Ontology annotation, cellular component: membrane. The coding region runs from base 359 to 4915 and encodes 1518 amino acids. The transcript is spliced from 24 exons. NCBI's taxonomy places the organism in Eukaryota, Metazoa, Chordata, Actinopteri, Synbranchiformes, Synbranchidae. Gene Ontology annotation, molecular function: ATP binding; copper ion binding; ATP hydrolysis activity. The record is from RefSeq and is a predicted model, not a curated record.